AUGGAUGAAGAUGAAAUAGAGGGAGAGAGAGAGAAAUAAGAUUUGUAUGAGGAUUUGAUCAAUAAUGAUACAAGAAAUGAAACUAAGCCUGAACCUAUUGCAUUACCCACACCAGUAUCCGUCAAAAUUUUAGAGAACUUAUCUCGAUAGUUUAAUCCUAAUUCUAUCAAAAGAAAGAGAGAGAUUUAUCAUCUUUAUCGUCCAUUAUUAUGA
Messenger RNA from Stylonychia lemnae, 213 nucleotides. Lineage: Eukaryota; Ciliophora; Spirotrichea; Sporadotrichida; Oxytrichidae. The record is from the annotation of a GenBank genome assembly.